Molecule: messenger RNA, 2283 nt
Organism: Ogataea philodendri
Lineage: Eukaryota; Fungi; Ascomycota; Pichiomycetes; Pichiales; Pichiaceae
Exons: 1
Coding region: 1-2283 (760 amino acids)
Biological process (GO): mitochondrial translational elongation
Cellular component (GO): mitochondrion
Molecular function (GO): GTP binding; translation elongation factor activity; GTPase activity
Source: RefSeq, a predicted model, not a curated record
AUGUUUAAGUUCGCGAGACUGAUGGGCGCGCCGCGGGCGUUUGGCGCACAGGCGCGCAAGUUCCACCGCACAGUUGCCCGCCGCGGCUACGAGGAGGAGAAGGCGGUGCUGGACGGGCUGUCCAGCCAGCUGACCGAGUCUGACGUGAGCCGGUUGGCCAAGAUGCGGAACAUUGGUAUUUCCGCCCAUAUCGACUCGGGCAAGACCACGUUCACCGAGCGUGUGCUGUUCUACACGGGACGGAUCAAGGCGAUCCACGACGUUCGUGGAAAAGACGGUGUUGGAGCCAAGAUGGACCAUAUGGAUCUCGAAAGAGAGAAAGGUAUCACCAUCCAGUCGGCUGCAACCUACUGUUCCUGGGACAAGGACAACGAGCACUACCAUUUCAACCUGAUCGACACCCCGGGCCAUAUUGAUUUCACGAUCGAGGUCGAGAGAGCGCUGCGGGUUUUGGACGGAGCUGUUUUGGUGGUUUGUGCUGUUUCCGGUGUGCAAUCGCAGACAGUCACUGUGGAUAGACAGAUGAAGAGAUACAACGUUCCAAGAGUCACUUUCAUUAACAAGAUGGAUAGAAUGGGCGCUAAUCCGUGGCGGUGUGUGGAGCAGAUCAACUCGAAGCUCAAGAUGGCUGCUGCUGCUAUUCAGGUGCCUAUUGGAGCCGAGAAGGAUCUGAGCGGUGUGGUGAACAUCAUCGACCGUCAGAGCGUCUAUUUCGAGGGCAGUCAGGGUGAGAAGCUCAGAGUCGAGCAAGAGGUGCCUGCGGACCUGAAAGAACUUGUUGAAGAGAAAAGAGCUGUUUUGAUCGAGAUGCUGGCAGACGUGGACGACGAGUUGGCUGAAGUGUUCUUGAACGAGGAGGAGCCGAGCGCACAGCUGAUCAAGGACGCCAUCCGCCGGUCGACCAUUGCCAGAAAGUUCACGCCUGUUUUGAUGGGUUCUGCGUUGGCCAACAAGGGUGUGCAGCCUGUGCUGGACGCGGUGGUGGACUACUUGCCCGAGCCGUCUGAGGUGCUCAACACUGCCCUGGACGUUUCGAACGGCGAGAAACCUGUGAACCUGGUGGCUGCUGCCAACCAACCGGCCGUGGUGCUGGCGUUCAAGCUCGAGGAAGGAAAGUACGGCCAGCUCACGUACCUGCGUGUUUACCAGGGCCGUUUGAAGAAAGGCAUGAUGAUCACCCACGUCAAGUCGGGCAAGAAGGUCAAGGUUGCCCGGCUCGUGAGAAUGCACUCGAACGACAUGGAGGACGUGGACGAGGCCGGAGCUGGAGAAAUCUGCGCAACGUUCGGUAUCGACUGCUCUUCUGGAGAUACCUUCACCGACGGCCAGGUCAACUACUCCAUGUCGUCGAUGUACGUUCCUGAUGCUGUUGUUUCGUUGUCGGUCACACCUAAGACCACCGACGCGGUGAAUUUCUCGAAAGCUGUGAACCGGUUCCAAAAAGAAGACCCUACUUUCAGAGUCCACUACGACAAGGACUCCAAGGAGACCAUCAUCAGCGGAAUGGGCGAGCUCCAUUUGGAGAUCUACGUCGAGAGAAUGCGCCGUGAGUACAACGUGGACUGCACAGUGGGCCGGCCACGCGUUUCGUACAGAGAAACCGUUUUGGGCUCGACUCCGUUCGAGUACACCCACAAGAAGCAAUCUGGAGGUGCCGGUCAGUACGCCAAGGUGAUGGGAGAGUUCAAGUCCACCACCAUGUGCGAUCCGGAGUACGUGGGAGCCACUGCCGAGGACGAUAUCCGGUUCAUCAAUAACUUCCAAACCAAGAUUGUUGGAGGUAAGAUCCCAGAGAAGUAUCUGUUGGCCUGUCAAAAGGGAUUCGACGAGAGCAUCCAGAAGGGUCCAUUGACGGGCUCGCGUGUUUUGGGAGUGCACAUGCUGAUUGACGAUGGUCAAACUCACGUGGUGGACUCUUCGGAGCUGUCUUUCAAGACUGCCACGCAGUUCGCGUUCAAACAGGCGUUUAUGAGUGCCCAGCCCGUUGUGUUGGAACCAAUCAUGAACGUUGUGAUGACGUCGCCAACCGAGUUCCAAGGUGCGGUUAUUGGUUUGAUCAACAAGUUGGGCGGAGUUAUUCAGGAUACAGAAAACUCGGCCGAGGAGUUCACCAUAACCAGUUUAUGUUCGUUGAAUAACCUGUUUGGUAUUGCCUCGCAAUUGCGUGCCUUGACCCAAGGUAAAGGUGAGUUCACCAUGGAGUUCAAGGAAUACCAGCCAUGCCCUCCUCAGUUGCAAAAGAAACUGAUCGAAGACUACGCCAAGAAGGGAAGAAAGGAUUAA